Molecule: messenger RNA, 2045 nt
Organism: Xenopus tropicalis (tropical clawed frog)
Lineage: Eukaryota; Metazoa; Chordata; Amphibia; Anura; Pipidae
Gene: ccdc181
Product: coiled-coil domain containing 181
Exons: 6
Coding region: 338-1753 (471 amino acids)
Cellular component (GO): motile cilium; cytoskeleton
Molecular function (GO): microtubule binding
Source: RefSeq, a predicted model, not a curated record
CGUCUCCAUGGUAACGAGGGAGCUUUAGCGUGACCUGGAUACCGGAUAAUUACUGUAAGAGGCAGGAGGCUGAGGCGGCUGUUGGGAAGCUAGUGAUCGCACAGGUUGUCGUGUGGGGUCCUUCUCUUGGGUCUUCGCUGUACGAGAAAGCCGAGCGUCUUGUAGGGAUAGUGAGGUGCGUAAAGCGGUGGAUAUAUAAAGGGGCGGGGCAAACGAAACCAGCUUGGGCUGUUGCUAUGGGAACUGUGAUUACAGCAAGCCGAACGCUGGCAGUGAGUGCUUGCGGGGCUUGUGCUGUGGGACAAGCUAUGUGAGAACAGAAACGUUUAGCAUUAAAAUGAGUGAAAAAGAGGAUGAAACAGAAUUUGACAAAGCUCCUGGCUAUGAAGACUAUGAAGAUGAUUUUGAGAAAGAUCUUGACUGGUUAAUAAAUGAGGAUGCACAGGUCAAUGCAGAUAUGCAGAAAACAAUAAUGCUCGAAGAAAAUGGGGAUGAGAAUUCAGAGAAGGAAAACAUUGCUCCUAUACCAGAUGUAGAUAAUGCUAAUCCAAUGUUUGAAUUAACUGAUAAAGAUGAAACAGAAGCUGAAUACCAAGAUAAUGACACUGAAGAUGAAGAAGCAAGGCGAUACAUUGCAGAGAAGAUUGAAGAGGCCAACAAACUACUACAGACAGAAAUUAUUGAUGAAAAUCGAGAGAGAAAAUUAAAAUUUAAAGAUAAUUUGGUAGACCUGGAAGUUCCCCCAGUGGAAUAUCAUGAAAUGAAAGAUGAAAGAAAUGAAAGUGCUGAUGAAGAAAUCGUUGAUGGUUUGUCUCAGCUGCAUCUUUCUAAUGCUACAGGGACGAAUGAGCACCGUGAUGACAAAGGUAGCACUGAAGAACAGAAGGAUGGAAAAAUUCUCAUAGAGAAAGAUGGAAAGUUUGAGCUUGUCACUUUAAGCGAUAUUGAAAGUCAGAGUUUUCUUCCGCCAAUAAAUAAUUCAUCUGGUGAGAAGGAUAUGCAAAAAUCCAUACUUAAUGCUCAACAGCCAAGUGCAUUUGGUAAGGAAGCUUCUGUUGGACAGAAGGGAAUUAAUGGCUAUAAUGAUGUCUACCUACCUCAGCCACCCUCUACACCAAAGGUUCGCCCAAGUUCUGCUGCUCAUUUGAUGAAGUCCAGCCACAGAAUGAAUUCACCUCGCAGAGUGCAAUCUGCAGGACUACCAAGCAGAAACACAACAUUUUGCCUUUCGCCGCAGCAAAAAGAGCUACAAAAGAGGAUACAGGAAAGGCAGAUGAAACAUAAAAAAGAGGAAGAACAGCAGAAAAAGGAAGAAGAAGAACAAAAAAGGAUAGAAAAUGAAAUUGCCUUCAAAGCCUGGAUGCAGAGAAAAAAAGACCAAUUUGCAGAAGAAAGGAGAAUUUAUCAGGCAAAGCAGUUGGAAGGCAUGUCAAUCACAGAAGAAAAAAGAGAUCCACAGAAGGCCUUUAAUCUCUGGCUCAAGAGAAAGCAUAAAGAAAAGCUCAGGGAACAAAGGUUCGAUGACCUGAUAAUACAAGAGGCUAUGGCCAACCCCGUGGAAAGAGGAAGGGGUGAAAAAGCUUUUAAAAAGUGGUUAAAAGAAAAGAGAAUACAAAAACGAACAGAACAGCAAGCAGCACUGGAGAGAUCUAGAAGACUUUUAAUGGACGCCAGAAGAAAAAAGCAAAUACAGACUUUGCUUUACAGCAUAUCUGACUCCAGAUCAUUUCGUUAUGUGGAUAACUACACAUAAAUGAUCCUUCUCUCAGCAUUCUUGAUAAAAGUGCAAAAUGUUCAUGCUGAGUACUAUAAUGUGUUACUGAUACUUGCCAUAUAUAGAUAUAUUUAUUUGGGUUUCAAAUCUAAGACAGUUGUGGUCCAGAGUUAGUUAUCCAUUUUUGCCCAUUAGUUUUGAUUAUCCACCUGUCUUUAAAAUCUGUGUUUAACUUAAAAUCAAAUUAUAAGCAAGUUUGAGGCUAACAAAAUUAUUGGGUGCAAAAAAUGUAGAAAAUCAUUUUGUGCAAAAAAAUAAAUAAAUUUGUAGA